GACCACCAACAAAUGGUGCGGGCGGCCCACAACAUUUCUAUGGUGCUGGCUACCCAACACAUUUCCAUCAUGUACCUCCUCAUCACAUGCAACAUUCUCCACCACCACCAGUUUACCAAAAGGAUGAAAGAACUCAACGCCAAUAUUCUAAACUUAAACAAAAAUUGGAGCGGAAACAACAUACAAAUAGAAAUAAUGGUGUAGAAAUCAAUUCUGGAGCUAGUACACCUUCAUUAUCGCCACGUAAAGAGCUAAAUGGCAGAAAUGGCGGUAGUGGUGGCGCUUCUUCAGGCGCCUGGUCAGAAGGCGAAGGUUCUUCGGCAGGGGCUUCUGUACAGGGUGAUGAUGAUAAUGAUACACAAGCAUUUCUUGAUCUACUAUCUGCUACGCGAACCCCACAGGUUAGCGACAUAACUCCUACCAGUGCUUUAGUGCAAUGGAACUCACCAUUGCCUGAAGGAGUAUCAUUGCCAAAUGUGGAGUUGACUUAUGACUUACUUUUGGGCGACAGAGGUCGAUAUAAAGCUAUUUACAGUGGACCAUCAUUAUCAUGCAGGUUUGUAUCAAUUAUGAUUGAACAUAUGUGCUUAAAUGCUAAUAGUAUAUUUAUGGCCAAAAACACCCAAACGCUACUCAAUUUUAAGACGUCGUUACUGACAAUUCUUUUUAUAUUCAUCCUGUGAUUGUGAUGCGAUUGACGUGUAUGCAUGAGCGACUUCGAAUUGAGACGUUAUGGAACAGCUCAGUUUUUUUUCUAAACGGCAUCAAUGAUAGACAUGGGACAGUGCGAUGCAAGACUAAUCUUCCAACAUGAGUGUUUAUGUUAGCGGAGACACAAGGGAAUAUGGCAAACAACCUCAAAAUUAUAAGGAACUUUUGUUGAUGUUAAUAAUAAUUUAUAUUUUAUUAUCAUCAACAAAAGUUUUGGUUGUCCCAGCCGUGUAGUGGCGGUUUAGAAUAUCCACUACCCCAUAUAUUCCCGUGGGUGUCGUAAGAGGCGACAGUGGGAAACAGGCAGGAGAUGGGCAGCAGCAUCUUCCUGAUAACAGCAAUAUCCCAAUAAAAAAAACUGCGGUUGCCAACCCGCUCGCCAAGCGUGGCAACUAUGGUUAUAUACCCCUCAAUGAAAAAAGUUACGAAAAGACAGCCCCCAGUCCCCGGCGGCCCCGCUAUUCCUGGCUACGGUGGCGACCAUGUUAACGGCGGGGCAGGGGGUGCUAAGAAUCUCCGAUGGAGGUUCGGUUGCCACCUACGACGACUCGACCUGGCAACUUAUAACGCACGCACCCUGAGGACUGACGAGAAGAUCCUGGAGCUGGAAGAAGAGAUAGACAAGUUGCGCUGGAACAUUAUAAGAUUAUCCGAGGUCCGAAGAGACGGGGAGGACACGGUAAUCCUCGAAUCCGGCAACUUGUUCUAUCACCGGGAGGGCGACCAUCUAUCCCAAGGAGGUGUCGGAUUUAUCGUCCACAAGUCUAUUGUUAACAAUGUUGUAAAGAUUGGGAGUGUGUCGACGAGGGUUGCGUACCUUAUACUCAGAAUUACCAAACGGUAUUCGCUGAAGGUCAUACAGGUUUACGCACCAACCUUGGCACACCUCGAUGAGGAGAUGGAGGAAAUGUAUGAUGAUAUCUCUAGAGCCAUGCAUUCCUCCAAAACCCGCUAUACGGUGUUAAUGGGAGACUUCAAUGCAAAACUAGGCACAAGAGAGAACGGUGAACUGAAAGUAGGGAAAUUCGGAAUAGGGCAACGGAACCCAAGGAGCCAGCAGCUGGCCGACUUCAUGGAGAAAGAGGGACUCUUUAUGAUGAACUCUUUCUUCCAGAAGAGGCCCCACAGGAAGUGGACCUGGUCGAGCCCCGACGGUUCGACAAAAAAUGAGAUUGACUUCAUUAUGACGACCAGACCACAACUGUUCAGUGAUGUCUCUAAAACUAGUAGCGAUUCCGAAGAUAUUCCGGACGUCAGUCUGAGCGAGAUUUUCUAAUCUCUUAACUUUACCUUAGUGUCAACUAGCGACAUCUGGUCAGCAGAAAGUUAUUAGCCAUCAUUAUAAAAUACUUUGAUCUCUGCUUGUGUCAUACACUGAGCACUAUAAUCCUGUCCUGCGCCGAUGGCUAGUCUCCGUUGAGGCCGGCCGGGAAAUUCGGUCUGGAGGACAUUAUUAUUAUUAUUAUCGAAUUGUAGAAAUCGAUAGGGGUGGCAAAAUUUUAAUAGCCUGCAGACGGCAAAUAUGUAAAUACGCCACUGUCCAAGAGCAAGUCUUAUCCGACACUAUUCCGAUUAUAUUCCGGACGUCAGUCUGAGCGAGAUUAGAAUCCAUUAGCUCCAGCACCUUAAAAACGGCAAGUCCCCAGGCGAGGAUGGAAUUACAGCGGAGCUUCUGAAAGCGGGUGGAAAACCGGUACUUGAAGUCUUUCAGAAGCUCUUUAAUUCCGUCCUCCAUGGUGGUAAUACUCCGGAGGCGUGAAGCAGAAGUGCGGUGGUCUUGUUCUUCAAGAAAGGCGAUAACGCUCUCUUGAAGAACUACAGACCGAUUUCCCUUCUGAGCCGCGUCUACGUGCUGUUUUCGAGAGUCAUUACGAAUCGUCUCGCACGCAGACUUGACGACUUCCAGCCUCCCGAACAAGCCGGUUUGCGAAAAGGCUUUAGUACCAUAGACCACAUACACACUCUUCGGCAAAUUGUACAGAAGACAGAAGAGUACAAUCUGCCACUUUGCCUUGCGUAUGUGGACUAUGAGAAAGCCUUUGAAUCCGUCGAAAUUUGGGCGGUGCUACAGUCCCUUCAGCGUUGCCAAGUUGACUCGAUAGUCAACUUGGCACCGCUGAAGUAUACCGAUGUAUAUCGAAGUGCUGAAGUGUUUGUACAGUAGGGCUACGAUGGCUAUCCGAGUACAGAACCAGAGUACGAAACCUAUCCAACUGCAGAGAGGUAUGUAAGACAGGGCGACGUUAUAUCCCCGAAACUCUUCACCGCUGUAUUGGAAGACGUUUUCAAGCUACUGGACUGGAAAGGAUACGGUAUUAACAUCAAUGGCGAGUACAUCACUCACCUUCGAUUUGCCGACGAUAUAGUCCUUAUUGCAGAAUCGCUGGAGGAUCUAAGCACUAUGCUCAAUGACCUCAAUAGUGUCUCCCAACGGAUAGGUCUUAAGAUGAACAUGGACAAAACAAAGAUCAUGUUUAAUGUCCAUCUCACACCUAUGCCGGUUGUCGGGGGCACUAAGCUCGAAGUUGUUGACGAGUAUAUAAUUAAUAGAAUCAGGCGUUACUUUGCGGAAAUCCAUUAUAUAAAAGCUUUUACAAAAACUUACUUCGCAAAUAUCCGCGUUAUAAAAUAAAAUGAUGUGUCUUACCUAGUAUGAAGAAGCACCUCCCGCCCUCCCUCAAUAGCGUGCACUAUCCCCGUCACCACUAAUCCCAGCACCGCUACUUCCAACACCACUACACUAGGCAAGACACACCACUGACGAUAAUACGACACGUGUUUCGCCUCUACACGAGGCAUCCUCAGGUGAUAUAGACUCUAUGACGAGAGACCUGGGACAAAUAGUCCGACUAGGUAAGUCCCAACUUCGGCCGAGAGGUCAAUCGACGGAUUCAACUUGGUUGGGCAGCGUUCGGGAAAUUACGGCAUAUUUUCUUGUCAGGUAUACUUCAAAACUUGAAAACAAGACUAUACAACCAGUGCGUGUUGCCAGUGAUGACCUAUGGAACUGAGACGUGGUCUUUCACUGCUGGCCGGAUGAGGAAGUUCAAGGUUGCUCAGCGAGCUAUGGAGAGGGCUGUGCUCGGAGUUUCUCUGCGUGACAAACUUAAAAAUGAGGAUAUCCGCAGUGGAACCAGAGUGACCGACAUAGCCCAUCGGAUUAGUAAGCUGAAGUGGCAAUGGGCCGGCCAUAUAGCUCGAAUAACCGACAACCUAUGGGGGAAAAAAGGUUCUCGAGUGGCGGUCUCGUACGGCGGACGAAGUGUAGGGCGUCCCCCCACUAGAUGGAGUGACGACCUGGUAAGACGUGUAGGAAGUCGAUGGAUGCAGGUGGCUCAGAACCGUGUUUUGUGGAAGGGCUGUAAUGAUGACGAUGAUGAUGAAGAGUUGUCCUAAAUUGUGGGAUAUGAAAAGUAUAGUAUACAUGAACAAAAACGAGACAAAUGUUUUUUUUUUAACAAAAUAGUAGUAUAAUUUAGUCCUCUUUUGGUUUUUGCUACGUAGAAAAAUACUAAGUACAAGAAAUAAUUAUUCAAACUAUAAUUAGUCAGUAAUUUCACAAACUAAUGUAAAUAUUAUCUUAAAGUUAUGUGUCACAUUGUUUGUCCGCGAUGAACUACUGAACUGAUGAAAUACUGAAAUGAUUUCAAUGAAAUUAUGCAUACUUUGUGCAGUUUGGUCCAAAUUGAGAGAUUUAUCCCGACAAGUGACCCUCAAUUUUUUUAUUGUUAAUUUCAAGAGUUUUUUUACGAAAGCAAAUGGUCGUCGGAAAGGGCUGAACAACGUCUGCCUGGUCAGCUAGUAAUAUAU
This is a messenger RNA of Parnassius mnemosyne (clouded apollo), 4521 nucleotides long. The record is from the annotation of a GenBank genome assembly. Lineage: Eukaryota; Metazoa; Arthropoda; Insecta; Lepidoptera; Papilionidae.